CCGCCAAUAAACAGAAGAAGAAGAAGAAGAUCGACACAGCCGCUCGAGUCCGGAGAACUGAAACUGAAAUUCAACGGUUUUGCAGAGCCUCAGCCGGUAAAACGUGCUACUCAUCCCGGCUCGCGCGUCUUCUAGCUUGUUCUAGUUCACAUGCUGGUUUUUAAAUACAACUACUGGUAACUUUAAACAAGCGGAGCUGAGCGAUCACCAAAGCCCUUCCUUCAACGUUUACUUUCCGGUUUUUCAACUUCAGACGUGAUUCUACCACGUGUCAACAUGCCUCAGAAGCGGCGCUCGCAGUCGUGGACGGUGCUCAAACAAGCCGGUAACGAGUGCUUCAGAGCCGGUCAGUAUGGAGAAGCCGUGAACCUCUACAGCCAGUCCAUCCAGCUGCUGGAGAAGUCUGGUCAGAAGAACAAGGAAGAUCUGGGUAUUUUACACUCCAACAGGGCCGCCAGUUACCUGAAAGAUGGAAACUGCAGUGAAUGCAUUAAAGACUGCACAACGUCUCUUGAACUGGUUCCAUUUGGAUUUAAAGCUCUGCUUCGCCGGGCGUCAGCUUAUGAAGCCUUGGAGAGAUACAGACAGGCGUAUGUGGACUACAAAACUGUUUUACAGAUAGACUGGAACAUACCGGCUGCUCACGAUGGCGUCAACAGAAUGACCAAGGCUUUGACGGAUAUAGACGGACCAUCUUGGAGAGAGAAACUGCCUCCGAUUCCCACCGUUCCGAUGUCUGUGAAAGAAAGCCUGGCGCAAGCUGCCAGCUCGGCCCCCAGCCCACAACAAAACAGCACGAUUGACAACAAGAAAAAAGCACCAGGACCUGAAGCUGCUAAAAAGGCCAAGGCUCUGAAGGAAGAAGGCAAUGCGUUUGUGAAAAAGGGCCAACACAAGAAAGCCGUGGAGAAGUACAUGCAGUCACUCAGUCAGGACCCCACAGAGGUCACAACCUACACAAACCGGGCUCUCUGCUACCUGUCAUUGAAGAUGUACAAAGAAGCUAUUAGCGACUGCGAUGAGGCUCUUCGAUUGGAUUCCGCCAACAUUAAAGCUUUUUAUCGACGUGCCCAGGCAAACAAGGAACUCAAAAACAAGAAAUCUGCUAUUGAAGAUCUUAACAGUGUGCUCAAAAUAGAGCUUAACAACACGGAGGCGCAGAAACUAUUGCAGGAAGUACAGAAGAUGAAAUAACCAUGAUUGUACAGUGAGGAAACUUUCCCCAAGUGCCUCGAGCUCUCAAAGCUGCAAAGUUUGCUACAGACUUUAGAUAUGCACAUCAUAAUGCUAUUUUAAAUCUAGGAAAUAAUUUGAGUGUUCGUGUUCACAUAAGCACAUUUGACCGGGUGUAUUGUCAUUAAUAAGGCAAUCAAGUUUCUUUCUGAAACUCCACCUGUGUGUCUGAGAUCAAACUUGUUCUGGUAAUCACACUUGUUCAUUUAAUUAGUCUUUAAUCGAAUGCUAUGUUGAUUUAGCAUGUGAUUUUAAUGUGUCUUUUUCAUUGCACAUAUAACUGACUGUCUUUCAGACAAAAUUUUAAUUCCCGCUUCACUUUAGAUAGAAUUAGGGCUGCAUUUUCUACAAAAUGUUUUUAUUUACUUUUUUUGUGCAAAGAUAUUGUAUUGUGGGUUAAUUACUGUUACAACCAAUUAAUGUUUAUAUACAUUUGUAAAGACUUGACACCUGUAUUUAUUGAUGUUUCAUAUGGCAUUUUGCAUCAAGACAACGUAAACGGGUCUUUAUUUUAUUGAAAUAAUGUGCUGUAUGCACGUGGUAAUAAAAGAGAAUGUUCAGGAAUAUUGUAUUUUUUCAUCCUGUAAACUGAGAUGUAAUGCUAUGAUCAGUGAUGUCUUUUUUUGUAGGAAUUAGCAAUAUUAAAAAGACCUAAAACUGUAAAUGCUAUGUAUACAGGUAGCAUAACUGAAUGACAGCAAAACAAAGCUCUAUCAUGACAGAUGCUGUCAAUGACCAAUUUCAAAUUGUUCCUCAGUUUACAAACAAAAGUUGAGUUAUUUGAACUGUAAAUAU
Messenger RNA from Sinocyclocheilus rhinocerous, 2028 nucleotides. Its product is annotated as mitochondrial import receptor subunit TOM34-like. Gene Ontology annotation, cellular component: mitochondrion; cytosol. Lineage: Eukaryota; Metazoa; Chordata; Actinopteri; Cypriniformes; Cyprinidae. The coding region runs from base 277 to 1194 and encodes 305 amino acids. The transcript is spliced from 8 exons. The record is from RefSeq and is a predicted model, not a curated record. Gene Ontology annotation, molecular function: heat shock protein binding.